Theobroma umbraticum is the source of this 1584-nucleotide messenger RNA. It is a transcript of the gene FLA2, whose product is annotated as FASCICLIN-like arabinogalactan 2. Gene Ontology annotation, biological process: shoot system development; root development. Gene Ontology annotation, cellular component: plasma membrane. NCBI's taxonomy places the organism in Eukaryota, Viridiplantae, Streptophyta, Magnoliopsida, Malvales, Malvaceae. The record is from RefSeq and is a predicted model, not a curated record.
UACUCUCCCAAGUUCCCAACUCCCAACCCACUAUUGUUCACCUCCACCUCCAACAUGCCACCUCCAACCCCCACCCUGUUGCCCUCCCUUGCUCUCUUCAUCCUCUUCAUCUUCUCCUCGUCCACCACCUCGAAUGCACACAAUAUCACACGUAUCCUCGCCAAACACCCUGAAUUCUCCACCUUCAACCACUACCUCACCACCACUCACCUGGCUUCAGAGAUCAACCGGCGGCAAACCAUAACUGUUCUAGCCCUGGACAAUGCUGCCAUGUCAGCUCUCUUGGACAAACAACUAUCCCUCUACACUCUCAAGAAUGUCCUCUCUCUCCAUGUUCUUGUCGACUACUUUGGAUCCAAGAAGCUUCACCAGAUUACCAAUGGAACAGCUUUGACUUCUACCAUGUUCCAGGCUACUGGUGCUGCUCCAGGUUCCUCAGGGUACAUCAACAUCACUGAUCUUAAAGGUGGAAAAGUAGGGUUCGGGGCCGAAGAUAACGAUGGAAAACUUGAUGCUGUCUAUGUAAAAUCCGUAGCAGAGAUUCCUUACAAUAUCUCUGUCUUACAAAUUAGUCAGGUUUUGAAUUCAGCUGAAGCUGAAGCACCAACCGCAGAGCCAAGCCAGCUUAAUCUGACAGAAAUAAUGUCAAAGCAAGGCUGCAAAGCCUUUGGUGACAUGCUGAAGGCUUCGGGAGCUGAUGCAACAUUUAACGAAAACAUUGAUGGAGGUUUAACAGUGUUUUGCCCGACUGACCCUGUUAUCAAAGGAUUCAUGCCCAAAUACGAGAAUUUGACAGCAGCCCAGAAAGUGUCUCUGCUGUUGUACCAUGGAAUUCCUGAGUAUCAGUCCAUGCAAACGCUGAAAUCCAGCAAUGGAAUUGUGAACACGUUGGCAACAGAUGGAGCAAACAAGUAUGAUUUCACCGUGCAAAACGACGGCGAGGUCGUGACUUUGAAGACUAAGGUUAUGACGGCAAAGAUUACAGGGACAUUGAAGGAUGAAGAGCCAUUGAUUGUGUUCAAAAUUGAUAAGGUGUUGUUGCCUAGGGAGUUGUUCAAGACAGUGGAAGCGGCAGAGGCACCAAAGGCUUCCAAAUCCAAGCACAAGGCUGCAGAUGCACCAGAAUCCGAUGCGCCGGCAGAGAGUGACCCAGCUGAUCAGUCGGCUGAUAAUGAAAAUGGGGUUGCGGGAUUGGACGGUAGGAGAUUAGUGAUGGUGUUGUUGAGCUUCUGCAUUGGAGUGUUGUUGAUGUGAAUAUAGUGAGUACAGAUGUAUUCAGAUUGAUACAAAAGCAUUAAAGAAUACAUUUUAGGCCGCAGGGCACGGGCAAUGGGGUCGUUAUUCAUGUAAGAGAUAUGAAAUUUGCUUCUCUUUUCCUUUUUCCUUUUGUUUUCUUCCCUCUAUUUCUCUGGUGUCUUGAGAGCAGAAGAGCAAUAAGUGAUCAGCCCCACUUGCAUGAGUCAUUUUCUUUAUUCUUUUGCCUGUUUGUCAUUAUUUGCUUGUAUAGAAUAAGAGCAUAAUGCAUUUUCUUAGAGCUGUAAAUGCAAUAUUCUUUUCUUCUUAUUUGAAUUUUUAAUUUCCUUA